Messenger RNA from Aaosphaeria arxii CBS 175.79, 2004 nucleotides. RefSeq names its product importin subunit alpha-1. Gene Ontology annotation, biological process: NLS-bearing protein import into nucleus. Gene Ontology annotation, molecular function: nuclear import signal receptor activity; protein binding. Gene Ontology annotation, cellular component: cytoplasm; nucleoplasm; nucleus. NCBI's taxonomy places the organism in Eukaryota, Fungi, Ascomycota, Dothideomycetes, Pleosporales. The transcript has 3 exons. Bases 134 to 1792 code for a protein of 552 amino acids. The record is from RefSeq and is a predicted model, not a curated record.
CCACGACUGAAGAUAAUAAUCCCCUCCUUCUUUCUUUCUUUCUCUCUUUCUACCAAACAAAAACACACAACUACUCUAUUUCCCUUUUCUCACCUCAUUCACGACAUCGCUCCACACCUGCGACGCCGCAACCAUGGCCGACCGGUAUAUCCCAGAGCAUCGCCGUACUACCUUCAAGGCAAAGAGCGCCUUCAAGCCUGAUGAACUCCGCCGCCGCCGUGAGGAGCAACAGGUCGAGAUCCGUCGCGCCAAACGUGAAGAGAACCUCGCCAAACGUCGUGGUAUCGGAGGAGGCGACCGACCUGGUGCUGGCCUAGGUGCUGCUCCCGAUAGCGAUGAUGAGGGCGGCAACAUCGAGAGCCAGCUCAACGAAGAACUCCCCCAGAUGGUGAAGGGCGUAUUCUCCGAGCAGAUUGAUGAGCAGAUCCAGGCGACAACGAAGUUCCGGAAAUUAUUGUCCAAGGAGCGAAACCCCCCCAUCGAGCGUGUCAUUGAGACCGGCGUCGUGAGCAGAUUCGUCGAGUUCCUAAACUCCCCCCACACACUGGUGCAGUUCGAGGCCGCUUGGGCCUUGACCAACAUUGCCUCCGGCUCUGCCCAGCAGACCCAGGUUGUUAUUGAGGCUGGUGCUGUACCCAUCUUCGUCCAGCUCCUCAGCAGCCAUGAGCCCGACGUUCGGGAGCAGGCCGUCUGGGCACUUGGAAACAUCGCUGGUGAUAGCCCCGCCUGCCGUGAUUUCGUCCUCCAGGCUGGUGCUCUCCGCCCCCUUCUCGCUCUGCUCGGCGACAGCCGCAAGCUUAGCAUGCUCAGGAAUGCCACAUGGACGUUGAGCAACUUCUGCCGUGGCAAGACCCCCCAGCCCGACUGGCAGACUAUCCAACCUGCCCUCCCCGUACUUGCCAAGCUCGUCUACUCCCUUGACGAUGAAGUCCUGAUCGAUGCAUGCUGGGCAAUCUCUUACCUUUCCGACGGCUCCAACGACAAGAUCCAGGCAGUUAUCGAGGCCGGCAUCCCCCGCCGUCUUGUAGAGCUGCUCAUGCAUGCUUCUACUUCUGUACAAACCCCGGCCCUCCGAUCCGUUGGCAACAUCGUCACUGGAGAUGAUGUGCAGACCCAGGUCAUCAUCAAUUGCGGUGCUUUGCCCGCACUUCUCUCUCUGCUGAGCUCUACUAAGGAUGGCAUCCGCAAGGAGGCAUGCUGGACAAUCAGCAACGUCACCGCUGGAAACUCUACCCAGAUCCAGGCAGUCAUUGAUGCCAACAUCAUCCCUCCUCUGAUCCACCUCCUCCAAAACGGAGACUUCAAGACCAGGAAAGAAGCCUGCUGGGCAAUCUCCAACGCCACCUCCGGUGGUCUUCAGAAGCCCGCUCAGAUCAGGUACCUCGUCCAGAGUGGCUGCAUCAGGCCUCUGUGUGACUUGCUUGCAUGCCCAGACAACAAGAUCAUUCAGGUCGCUUUGGACGGACUGGAGAACAUCUUGAAGGUUGGCGAGAUGGACAAGGAGUCGGGUGCUGACGGCAACAACGGCGAGCCCAUCAACCGAUAUGCGCUCUUCAUCGAGGAGGUCGGCGGCAUGGAGAAGAUCCACGACUGCCAGAACAACGCCAACGAGGAGAUCUACAUGAAGGCAUACAACAUCAUCGAGAAGUACUUCUCCGACGAGGAGGGCGAGGCUGAGAACAUGGCCGAGACCAAUCCCCAAAUCAACCAGGACGGUCACUUCGGCUUCGGCGCUCAGCAGCAACAGCAAAACUUCAACUUCGCCAACGGCGGUGACUCAAUGGAUAUGUGAGCUAUGUUACGAAGUGAUAGUUCGCUUUCCUGCCGUUUCGAGCGCAAGUCGUUGCUGGGGAUGAAGAUUGUAAGAAGGCUAAAUGCUGGAAAGACCAAUUCAGUGUUUGACAAUUAUUGGUCGUCGAGAUACCCAAAUGGCUGUACAGGAAGCCAUGUGCAGACUGUCCGAUGCAGUCCCACAUUGCCCCCCUCCCUCAAUGGCUCAACCCA